UUCAAUGAUCCUCUGGGGGGUUGAAUUAGCGAAAAAAAAAAAAAAAAAGGGAAAAUGAGUAUGUUUCUGUCAUCAUCGUCAGUGGUCACGAUUUUCGCCCUGCUGUUGAACGGAAACGAUUGUAAAGUUGAAGUGAGCCGAACGAAAGUUUUUCCAGCUACUGCAACAAUUGCCAAGACGAGAAGAAAAGAAUAAAAAAUCGAGAUAUUAGCUGCCACUAUAGACUACCGUGCCAUUUUCACCGGAAUUCCUUAUAGACUGAAGCAUUUUAUCCUCAGGGCGUCUUUUCGUUUGAAAAAAAAAAAAAAAUCGGUUUUUUCUAAACGAGUUGAGACGCAAAGCCACUCCAACAUUUUAGCCAAUUGUCAAAGAAUUCAUUGGAUUUGCAAAAGAAGAAAAUGGAAGCUGGGCAGCAUCUCGUUUUGCACGUGCAGGAAAAUGGAUGAACCAUUGACCCGUGCACUUUCAAACUGUCCAAAACUGCCAGCAAAAGAAAAAGAGUUGGGGAGAGUGUUUUCCUUAGAUGUUCUGGACGUUGUCAUCCAAUUUAGGAAAGAGACCCUUCAAAUAUGCUGCCCGUAUGUAUGCACACCAAUGUUUGUUUAGUGUUUUCUCUCGAAAGAGAAAGAAACAGAGAGAAAGGCCAAAAGAAGAUUGUCUACCCGGCCAUUUAGGAGUUGCCGGGAGAAAUCGAGGUGAAUACGGCAACGUUGCGCCCGCCUCUUCGACCGACCAACUUCUGUAGGAAAAGAACGAAAAUGCCUUGGGGUUCCUUUACCUUACCUUUCCUCUCGUGUACAGGUUUCAGUUGUGACUCGUUGGUCGUCGAAGGAAGGUUAGUCGUUAGUGCGUUCGUGUGUUUUCUCGUGAAAUAUGAAUGUGAAUCACGCCGCAUCUAAAACUCACUCGCUCAAAAUUAACUGUGCCCCAGUGUAAAACACGUGGUGAUUUUGCAACAUCCAUACCGAAACUUGUUAAAUCGCGUGAAUUUCAAUCUUGCUAAUUUUUUCGGCAUCAAUUAAUCGUGAAUCCAUUGUUCAAAAAAAGAAUUAUCCGGGAAAAAUUUAACGACAUCAACUGAUUUCAACGAUAUUAUUCGAUCUGGGUCUUGUCGGUCGAAUUCCACUAACGGGUCAAAUCCGUAAGAAGCUUCGAAAGAAUCCAAUCUAAAAUUAUUUCGACUUUCAAAGACAUCGAGGAAAUUGACCUUUUUGCUUCGACUAUUGACCCCGGAUUAUUAUUUUUUUUUUAAAAUCAAGUCCGGGAGAUCUAGACGAGACAAACAUAUUCGUACGAAAAACACCAACAGACAGGGGGUCCAUCAACGAUGAUGUUGUGAUGGCUCGAGUGGAUCUAGCCACCGGGCUCGUCCUCUUCUUGUGGUCGUCGCUUGUUCUCGUCUCUGCCCAUCCACCACACGCCUCAGCCGGAACGACAGGAUCUUUUAAACAAGGUCGAACGGAGGUUGAUCCAUGGCGCCGUCACGGGGAAAGGUUUGAUGGCGAUGGGGAUCCAGUUCAAGACGAUUGGUCGGCCGGAUUCGGGCGGCGAUUGUCGGCAAUCCAGCGCAGACAAGGAUCGCCCUCGCAACAGACGCCGGACCAAUUUAGGGCGCAAUUGAGGGCCAAAGCGGAAGUGAUCUAGCACGACCACAACAACAACAACUACAACUCCCACCGUUAACAAAGCGGAAGCACCCGCCAGUAUCAUCCGGUUGAUUCGCAAACGGCUGCCAGAAAAUCGGUUUCCACCAACUUCCGACGCUAUCGGCAAAUUAGCGAACGGAACGCUCGUCAACGAGACUGUCCAGCCGGCGCUCGGCGAGGUCACCGAGGAGUCGUUCAUCUCAGCCGAGACGGCCAUCGUCGAGCUGCGUGAAAUCGGAUUGGCCAACAUUCAUUUAAUGCCUGCAGCCAAUUUGACGGAAGCUCCGCAAACCACAUCGACCACGUCCACCACAAUCGCCCCAACAUCUUCGUCGACUGCGGCCUCUCCGCCAUCGACGACAACAACAGCAACGACGUCGACGACGACGACGACGACUUUAUCGUCAUCGAAUAAACCUCCGUGGAGGGUGCGGAUGGAGCUCAAUCAAAGCAACCGUCGCGGCCAAUCCACCACUGCCAAGCCGGCCGUCGAGGCUGCCGUCCCUUGGUCAGCGCUUCCGCAGCCAUCGAUCAGCACGACGACGUUUCCGACGCUUCCGAAACAAGAAUUUUCACCGGAUGCGAGGAAUAAUUCAUCCGCCGAAGCGGCCGUUGUCGUAAUGCCGACCGUUCCGGCCUUGCAAUCGAGCCAGAACGAAAACUCUGCACCAUCGUCGUCUGUUCUUGCGGCUGUGAUUUUGUCGACCGUGGCUGCCAACUCGGCCAACAGCCGACCCAUCCAAUCCAGCCGGAUUGCGGUGUCCAGUAGUCUAAGUCCUCCGCCGCCCGCGGGGCUUUGGACUCCGAUCGUUCGGCUGCCGGUGACCGGAUCGAGGAACAUUCCGUCCGGAACGCUCAAGAUUCAAAUCACGUCGACUCGACUUGCGCCUUUGUCUGUGGCGUCGUCGACUCCCGAUCCGAAGCUGAUGGAAUCUGGCGAAUUGGCUGAUGGCGAAUCGCAAGAGGACGAAGACAACGUCGUGAAGACGGCGUCGUCUAGCAGCAGCACGACGUCCGGCAGGAUUUACGCCACGUCUACGACGACGAGGACGUCGACUUCCACGACCAGCACAACGACGGAAGCGCCUACUGUGACGACGAGGAGAGCUCAUCCGCCGACGCCGAUCAUGCACACGCUGGAAGACAUCCUCCAGCGUCUAGUACCUGCCAGAGAUCACGACAGUUUCGGCGGCAAUCCGUUUCUCGCCGUGCCGGUCGUUCAUCGUCCGGUGGUGCCGCCAACGGCGGAAGAUGCCAACGAGAUCGUUUCCGUCGCCGAUCCGGUACUGCGCGCCAGCGUCGGCAUAUCGAGGACGGGCUCGAUCAGCGACUCGCCGCGCAACGAACGAAAUCAAUCGAGUAGCGGGAGCAACAACUGGGCCAGCGAUUCGAGUAAGGAAAACCAAGUGGCCACCACGUCCAUCUAUGUGGUGGGCGUCGUGGCCGUCAUUCCGUUGGCCGGUUUAAUUUUGUGGAUUGUCCGCGUUCAGCUCCACAAGCGACGUGAGAGAUUGAACGAGUCGGAAACGUCAUCCGAAACGGGUUUCCGUAAGAGAUUGCCACCUGUGGCUCUGACUCCGUCUAAACACGCCCGUCUCUUUUACGGGGCCAACGAUAAAGAAGAUUUAGUGUCCGGCUCGGUGUCUCCCGGCGGCAACAACGGACCGGCGGGAGGUAAAUCUGCUUCAUCUGCAUCGCCCUGGGAGUUUACACGAUCCCGUUUGCGGUUGCAAACGCUCAUUGGCGAGGGCAAUUUCGGCCAGGUGUGGAAGGCGGAAGCGGAGGACAUUUGCGGCUGUCAGGGCACUCUCCUUGUAGCCGUCAAGACGGUCAAGGAUGGCGCGGCGGCCAAAGAGAAGCAGGAACUGUUGCGAGAAAUGAGAAUUAUGCAACAAGUCGGGCCGCAUCCCAACGUCGUUGCCUUGCUCGGUUGUUGCACCGAACAGGAACCCUUCCUGCUCAUCAUGGAGUACGUCAUGUACGGCAGAUUGCUGACGUUCUUGAGAGACCACAGGAGCCAUCAGACGUACUAUAAUUACUCGACGGACAGCGAAGCGUUGACGUCCAGAGAUUUGACCACCUUCGCCUAUUGCGUAGCUAAAGGAAUGGAGUACAUCUACAGCAAAGGGGUGGUGCAUCGAGAUUUGGCGGCGCGUAACGUGCUCGUCGACCACAACAAAUUAUGCAAAGUGGCUGAUUUUGGGUUGUCGCGCUCCGUUCGGGACACGGCGGGCGAGAUGUACGAGCAGAGGGUCAAGGGUGCAUUACCCAUCCGAUGGAUGGCUCCUGAAUCGCUGAUCCAGAGCAUCUUUACCCAAAAAUCAGAUGUUUGGAGUUUCGGCAUCCUCGUCUGGGAAAUAGUCACAUUAGGAUCUACGCCUUAUCCGGGGAUGGAAGCGCGAGAAGUGAUGCGUCGCGUCAAGGACGGCCACCGAUUGGAACGUCCCAGUCACUGCCGGCCGGAAUUCUACCGGCUGAUGUCACGAUGUUGGCAUUCAGAUCCUCAGAGACGGCCCGAUUUUGGCGAACUCAAAUCCGAAUUGGGCCAAUUGCUCGAUGAUUCUGACGGCUACAUUGAUCUAGACAGCUUCCAGGAAUCCAUCUACGUGCCGCUGCAGUCACCUAGCGACGAAAGCGAGAAAGUCUGAGUCAACAAACGGCGCAUACAUUUGCAUUAUUUCUUCUGCGGUUUGCUCAUCAUCAUUUCAUUGCGGCCUCCUUUUUGUUUUAUUUUAUUUUUUUAAGGGAGCGGAUAGGGGGAGUUCACGCAUCGCUCCAUUUUUGACUCGAUUUCCCAUCGUCCCACAGUUAAUUUCAUUUCAUUAAAAAAAAAAAAAUUGAUCUUUUAACGAGCCGCGCAAAACCCAAACUUGGCAGGCCGAUUGCAGCGCUUUUGUUGAAUAUUUAAACAUUCCCCCCUUUUUUUAAUGGUUUUUCUUUCUUAAUUAUUAAUAUCUUUUUUUGUUUUCUUCCUUUGCGUUCCGCAAUUUGUUCGAGUCCUCCGCAAUGGUGGGAGAAAAAACAGGAAACAAAAAAGAAAAUUACAAAUUGGAAUAGCUCAAAGGAAACAAAAGUAGAAUGUGAGAUAGGUUGUUUUUUUUUGUUUUUUUUUUUCCCGAUUGUUACAUACCGGAUACCGCCAAAAAAAUUUUAAAGAAAAAUGUGUGUUAAUCGGCUCAUUAAAACGAAUUGUUUUUAACAAAAUGGAUCGACCGACCUACAACUGAGGACACAAUGAGGACGACAAACAUUUGCUGAUAAUUUACAUGGAAUUUUGAAGGAAAAAAAAAAAAGCUUUUAAAAUUUUCUUUUUUUCAAAUUUCCCACCGUGUAGCAAAGAAACAAUAACUUCUUUUGUCGGUGUAAAAAAAAUUUUUUAUAUCCUGACCGAAAUGAUCGCCUACUAUUUUCCCAUUGCCACCCAUUAUCUGUAGGCCUAUUUUGCUACUUGCUCUGUAUGUUGUACAUAAUAUAAUAUCGUAUAUCUCGUUUCUAAUUUUUAUUCCUCUCUCUUUCUCACUCAUUUUCUUCUGAAGAAUGUUUGCCAUUUUAAUCAUUACACCAGGUCUCGUGAUUGAUUGCAUAAUUAUUAUUUUUUUUCUUUCUUCAUCGCUAGCCACAGUACGAAAAGAAUACCCAUGCCUUUUAAACAUCUUCAUUUCAACCCGAAAAAAAAAAAAAAAAAAAUCAAGUUAAAUACAUCUCGUUAUCUCGUG
Daphnia magna is the source of this 5362-nucleotide messenger RNA. RefSeq names its product fibroblast growth factor receptor 2. Gene Ontology annotation, cellular component: signaling receptor complex. The record is from RefSeq and is a predicted model, not a curated record. Bases 1904 to 4294 code for a protein of 796 amino acids. The transcript has 8 exons. Gene Ontology annotation, biological process: cell surface receptor protein tyrosine kinase signaling pathway; protein phosphorylation; positive regulation of kinase activity. NCBI's taxonomy places the organism in Eukaryota, Metazoa, Arthropoda, Branchiopoda, Diplostraca, Daphniidae. Gene Ontology annotation, molecular function: ATP binding; transmembrane receptor protein tyrosine kinase activity.